Sciurus carolinensis (gray squirrel) is the source of this 1257-nucleotide messenger RNA. RefSeq names its product SRY-box transcription factor 15 (gene Sox15). Gene Ontology annotation, molecular function: RNA polymerase II cis-regulatory region sequence-specific DNA binding; DNA-binding transcription factor activity, RNA polymerase II-specific. The transcript has 2 exons. The record is from RefSeq and is a predicted model, not a curated record. Gene Ontology annotation, biological process: anatomical structure morphogenesis; positive regulation of transcription by RNA polymerase II; cell differentiation. Lineage: Eukaryota; Metazoa; Chordata; Mammalia; Rodentia; Sciuridae. Bases 364 to 1065 code for a protein of 233 amino acids.
UGUAGCACCUGGGCUGCCUGGUAUCUGGUAGCUACUAGCUACAGAGCAAAGGUUUACUACCUCCACCCUAACACUGGACCUUCCUUGCAGAGGGUAAGGGGAGAGGGACUGGGGGAAGUAAAAAGGAAAGCAGAGCACUUCUGCAGUGCAAGGGCGCCAGAACUAGUGGAUUGUGCGCUUGGCUCCCCAAAGUGUGCCAAAUUGGGAGCAAGGGCUCCAUUUCAAGGACUCUGGAGUGAUACCUACUGUUCAAGGAAGAACUCGUCUCUUCAGCAUAACUUAAGAUUGAGAAGACACUUCCAUUUUAAGGGUCUUUAUUUUGAGAGGGCGUUCAAGACAUCUUCUCAAGUUUCCCUGGAACCCAUGGCACUACCCUGCUCUUCACAGGCCCAGGUCUGGAGCCUGGAGCCUCCAGCUUGCAAGGCUUCUAACACCUCUGCUACCUCCUCGCCUUCGGAACCUCAGGAGCGCGAGGGCGCCAAGAGUCCUUUGGUGUCUGGGGGUCUUCCCUUGGAGAAGGUAAAGCGGCCCAUGAAUGCGUUCAUGGUGUGGAGCUCCGCUCAACGCCGCCAGAUGGCGCAGCAGAACCCCAAGAUGCACAACUCUGAGAUUUCCAAGCGCCUGGGUGCACAGUGGAAGCUGCUGGGGGAGGACGAGAAGCGGCCCUUCGUCGAGGAGGCCAAGCGGCUGCGCGCCCGACACCUGCGUGACUACCCCGACUACAAGUACCGGCCUCGGCGGAAGACCAAAACUUCUGGCACCGGGAAUACCCACUUCGGCCCAGGAGGCAGUGGCCUGGCCUGCGGGGUCCCGCUCUGGGGGCCAGGGUACACAGCUACCCAAGGGAGCAGAGGCUUUGGGUACCAGCCCCCCAACUAUUCAACAGCCUACCUGACUGGCAAUUAUAGCUCUCCCCAUUGUAGACCGGAGACCCCCUCGCCGUGUUCUCUCCCUCAAAGUGACCCUAGGCUCCAGGGGGAGCUGCUACCUCCCUAUAGCCCUUACCUACCCCCAGGUUCUCCCACUCCAUACAACCCUGGUGCUAUGCCCCUAACCCACCUGUAACUUGCAUGGACACACACCUCCCAUAAAGGUUGCAUUCUCCUUUGCUCCCACCCAGAAUUAUAUCCCCUACCCUCAGGCUGCAAACCCUCUCCUGGUUUGGACUAUAGUUCAGAGGCUUGCAGUUGUCCCAGAAGGCAGAAUGAGCAAAACCACACUUAACACAGUUUUGUAUGAUUAAACGACGUCUCUGUC